Molecule: messenger RNA, 1314 nt
Organism: Trypanosoma rangeli
Lineage: Eukaryota; Euglenozoa; Kinetoplastea; Trypanosomatida; Trypanosomatidae
Product: putative protein phosphatase 2C
Exons: 1
Coding region: 1-1314 (437 amino acids)
Biological process (GO): protein dephosphorylation
Molecular function (GO): protein serine/threonine phosphatase activity
Source: RefSeq, a predicted model, not a curated record
AUGGCGGGCGGUGGCGCGUUUCCUCCUCUCUCCCUUAAGGCAGCGGGGUUGCGCUGGAUUGAGGUGUUUUGCUCGAUCUCCAUCUUUUCGGUGUCCUUGGCCAUUGCUUAUUGGGUAGCUGUGAGAUUCGGUUCCGUCACUGGGCUUCUCACUCUGGCGUUUCUUUGGUUUGUUGGUGCUCUCAACUUUCUGAAGCACCUCUUCCAAUUAGUGUCCGUGACUGGCGGCGGGGCGGACUAUCAAGAGAUGUUGCGGCGAGCGGAUGUGAUGCAGCGGCCAAAUGUACAAAAAACAUCUGACUUUAACGAGAACGCUGGGCUCUCUUAUGGAUUGAGUUGCAUGCAAGGAUGGCGUAGAAGUAUGGAGGAUGAUCAUGUGGUGCUGCUUGAAGAGGAUGGAGGUUUUUUUGGUGUUUUUGAUGGCCACAGUGGUUCAAAUGUUGCGAGGUUUUGCGCAGGGAAUUUGUUUGAUUUUGUCUCAAGGACCGCAGCGUUUAAGGAGGGGAACUACACAAAGGCUCUUUAUGAUGGGUUUCUUGCCAUUGAUAAGCACCUAUAUGCCGCAUUCUCAAACGAAAGGAGCGGCUGCGCUGCAAUUGUCUUAUAUGUGAAGGAUGAUGACGUGUACUGCAGCAACGCUGGGGACAGCCGGUGCGUGCUGUGCCGUGAUGGGGAGCCAUUGCCUCUCAGCAAUGAUCACAAACCAUUUCUUCCAGGCGAGUUGUCAAGGAUAGAAAGGGCAGGUGGAUACGUAUGGAAUCACCGCGUGAAUGGGGCGCUUGCUCUUAGCCGAGCCAUUGGAGACUUUCUUUUCAAGUGCAACACGCAGGUGCCGUGGGACCAGCAGGCCGUUACGAGCGCCCCAGAGGUGCGUUUUACGCGCUUAAAUCGUGAACAUGACGAGUUUGUCGUUAUCGCCUGUGACGGUAUAUGGGAUGUGCUUAGCAACGAUCAAGUAGUGGAUUUUGUGCGCCGGCGCAUCCACACACGGGUUCCGUUAGAUAAGAUAGCCGAAGAACUUAUUGAGCGAUGCCUCUCCCCGCGACCGUUUGGUGUCGGUUGCGAUAACAUGUCGGUUGUGAUUCUUCAAUUCAAGCGACCAACGCCUUCUCGCCCUGCUCCACAGACCGUGCAGAGGGCACAAGCCGGCGACGAUGACACAAAAGCUGCAGCGGACGGUGCCAGAACAGGCUCAAUGGAUGCUCACGGGCAGGAGAAUAACAAUCUGCGGCAUCAUAGCACUGAGGACGCUGACACCACGCCAGAGGAAGGACAGUAUUUCUGGUGGUGCAAUGAGAGGGACGUAUACUCGUAA